AUGGAGAAUACUAAAGAUAUUGCUCAUCAAAACCGAUUCAAACGAGCAGCAGAUGAUAAAGGUAUUACACUAACAUUUGUGUUUGACUCCACGGGUUCAAUGUCAGAUGAGAUACAACAAGUAAGAGUAGCUAUGCAAGGCAUCUUUGAUCAUAUGAAAAGUCACCGUGGUCAUGAAAUUGCAAAUUUUGCUUUGGUGGAAUUCAAUGAUCCAUAUGCAAGAUUAUUGGCCUUAACAAAUGACGCUGCUGAGUAUCGAAGCAAACUUGCUAAAAUUAGGGUUAAUGGAGGAGGAGACUGUCCGGAGAUGGCAAUGGAAGGAAUUAAAGUUGGUUUAGAAAAUAGUAAUCCAGGCUCAUAUCUUUUUGUUUUCACUGAUGCCAGUGCCAAAGAUUACAUGAAACAAGGAGAAGUUGAAAAUCUAAUACAACGAAAGAAAAGCAAGGUAAUUUUUGUGCUAACUGGUAAGUGUGGACAAAGUGAAAUGAAACCUGAAUAUCUAGUCUACAAUCGAAUAGCAGAGGUUUCAAAUGGACAAGUGUUUAAUUUACUUAAAAAUGAAGUGCACAAGGUUUUGGAUUUUGUAAAAAUUGAUACAGAGAAGAAAGAGGUUAUCCAUACAGCACCUUUGCCCCGGAAUAAACCGGUGAGCAUUUCCGUUCAUGUAGAUGGCACAAUGACAGAUACGACUUUCACUGCCACUGGCUGUCACCCUAGUUUAGAUUUAAAAGAUCCAACUGGAAAAGUGGAAGAGGGUAAAACCAUUCUGAAAUUAGAUUCUGCUAUAGCAAAACAAGUAAAAGAUCCUAAACCUGGUGACUGGACUGUGAGCGCAACAGUUAGGUGUCCAGGAAGAUUUACUAUGAUGGCUAAAAGCAGUUUUAGUUUUGUUCCUGGUUUCUCUCUGAAACCAACAGAAGAUUUGGCAGAAACUGCACCUCGUCCUUUGAAAGGGACCAACAAUGCUCUUUUAAUUCAGACAACAAAUCAGACUGACCGUAUUCAUCUAGUUGAAGUAAAAGUGAAAAAGAGUGAUGGGACAGUUCUAAUGACAAUGAAACUGCAACCUGUGAAAGGAAAAAGUGGAACCUACAAAGCUGAUAUGUUUCUGCCCCCAACAUCUGUGUUUUUUUUGGAGGUUUUAGGAAGAGAUUCAAAGAACACAACAGUUGUAAGAAUUUCAGAUUCAGGUAUCACUCCUCAGUCACCAGCUCCCCCACCUUUAGUUAAAACAUUAAAGGUAGCAGAACUUAUAAUUAACAAACCUGGAGAAAUUCCUUGUGAAGUUGAAAGUGAUGUGCCCUUCACAGUUUCUUGGACUAAAAAGCAAAGUUCAGGAUCUGUACAAAGUGUGAUUGGAAGUAAAUUCACCACUAAGUCAACAGGCAAUCUAGUCAUUUCCUCCGUUGCAAAAUCUGAUGAAGGGGAGUACCUGUGUUCAGCUCAAAGUAAAUUUGGAAGAGGAGAGAGUCAUAUUUCAGUGAAAGUAUUAGAACCAGUUCAAGUAGUAGCUAAGUCUAACAAACUCAAAUUCAAAUCUCAAGAACAACUUGAAAUUUCAUGUUCUGCAUCUGGUUCUGAGCCAAUAUCUAUUUCAUGGAAGAAAGAUGGAAAGGAUAUAGGGCUAAAGGGAUCUGAUAAAAAUCCAUUGAUAUUGAAGAUAAAAUAUGCACGAACUUCUGAUGCAGGAAUUUAUGAAUGUGAAGCUAGCAAUAAAAUCAAUAAAGCUAGUGGAUCUGUGAAACUGAUAUAUGUGGAAAAGCCAAGAGCAAAAAUACCAGGCCCACUUCCUUCCCAUUCCUUGACUGGUACAAAAUAUAUUGUUGACUGUAAAGUAAAAGGUAGCCCCAAACCAACAAUUUCCUGGUACAAAGAUAAAAGGAAAAUUACUUCAGGAGAUUUUGAACAGGUAUUAUCAAAUGGCACUCUAAUCAUUCCAACACUAUUUCUUAAUCAUACUGGACAGUACACCUGCUCUGCAGAAAAUGAAGUUGGUAGGCACGAUGUGCCACUAAACAUAAAUGUUGUUUCUACACCUCACUUUGAUGAGAGUGAAGAAGAUAUUUAUGUGGAUAUUUAUGGAAACAAAUCAAUAUUAUGCAAUGUACAUGGUUAUCCUCAACCAACAGUUAUAUGGGAACGUAAAGAUGGAAAAGACCUGUCGAAACAAUUCUCUAAGGGACCUUCAUGUUCCAUGUUCAUAACAAUGAAACCUGUGUUAGCUAAAGGAAGCCCAGAGGAACUAUCUGUAGCUGGGAAACCAAAAGAAUUAGUUUGUUUAAUACAGAGAGGCAAUCCUCCUCCAGAAUUGACAUGGUACAGAGAUGGAGAGGUACUGGAAUCUAAAGAUCUGUCAUUGAUGGAAAGCAAAAUAUUUCCCAAUGGGUCACUUAUCUUUUCCUACAUCAAACCUGACAGUGAAGGAACGUAUGUGUGUGAAGCCACUAAUGUUGCAGGGAAAGCAAAAAGGCAAAUAAAUUUGAAAGUACAGGAGCCCCCUGUUUUUAUUAAUGACAGACAUGAAGUACUCAGAGGAAGAAUUGGUUCUGCUGUUCCAUUGUCUUGUGAAGUGUAUGGUAAUCCAAAGCCUACAAUUACAUGGAUGAAAGAUAAGAAACCUCUGAAAUUUUCUCGUUCCAUUGCCCAGAAAGGUAACAGCUUAUUAAUUAUGACAAAAUUUGAACAUAAUGGCACUUAUGAAUGUGUUGCUGUGAAUUCUGCUGGAACAUCGAAGAAAACAAUAGAUCUUCUAAUACAAGAUCCUCCAAGAAUAUCUCCCCCAAGUUCUACAGAUUUUUACAUUGAGAAAGGGGAAGAUCUGACAUUGAUAUGUGAAGUUAGAGCAUUCCCUGUGGCAGAAAUUAAAUGGUAUAAAAAUGGAUUGCCUUUUGAAAAUGCCUCUAUCGCAUACUCUGAAAACAAUUCAUCUUUAAGAUUAACAGCAGAUUUGUCAACUUCUGGGGAAUACACCUGUGUUGCUACCAAUGAAGCAGGUCAUGACAAGAUCGCAAUGAACGUCACUGUCACAGUGGCUCCAAAAUUUGAAGACAUUGAAGAAUACAUUCAAGCUAGCAGAGGUGACAAUGUAACGCUUUCUUGUCUUACUGAUGCAGUACCUCCAGCUGAUUAUUACUGGCUAAAAUUUCCAGAUUUAGAACCUGUUCUUAGUGACAGCACUUUAACACUUGAAAAUGUGGACGAAAACUUUGCUGGCCUAUAUCGCUGUGAUGUAUCUAAUAUUGCUGGUGCAGCUCAGAAAAUAAUUGUUCUGUCAGUUUACGUUCCCCCUCUCAUUACGGCUGAAUUGCCCAAAACUCACAUUGUUAGAAAAGGAUACUAUUUUAACAUGCCAUGCCAUGCUGAAGGAGAUCCCAAUCCAACAAUAACGUGGCUAAAAGAUGGAAAACCUAUUCCUUCAUUGGAAGAUAGAAAUUUACUAGAACUACAUGAUAUUAAAGAAGAUGAUGCAGGAAUAUACACUUGCGUAGCUGAGAAUUAUGAAGGGACAGAUGAGAAAAACAUGCAAAUACUUGUUGAAGCUCCUCCUGUAAUGGAUGAAGCAUAUCCAAAAGCCAUUGAAGUAAAUGAAAGUAGUUCGAUUACCAUCUCCUGUCCAGCGAUAAGUGGAGUUCCUUCUCCCACAGUUCAGUGGCUGAAGAAUGGAGUACCUUUUAGUCCAACUAGAAGGGUAUCAUCAAAAGACAAAAAUCGAUCACUGAACAUAAAGAGAGCAAAAGCAAAUGAUGAAGGAGUUUAUACUUGCUUGGCUUCCAAUUCCAUAGGAGAAGCAAGUGCUAAUAUUUCAGUAAAUGUGUUAAUUGCACCACGGUUCAUUAAUGUGACAACAAAUAAGAAUAUAAAUCAGAUACAAGGAACUACCUUGUCAUUUGACUGCUCAAGUUCUGGAAAACCAACUCCUACAGUAUCUUGGUAUAGGAACGAUCACCCAUUUUUACCAAUUCUCAAUCCUCGAGCAAAGAUUUUAGAUACUGGAGUUGCUAUAAAUAAUAGUACAGUGGAAGAUCAGGCAAUAUAUAAAUGUAUUGUUGAAAAUAAAGCAGGACGUAUUGAACGUACUUUCAACGUUACAGUGUUUGUAACUGUAGAGGAUGAGGGUUUCAUGUCAGAGGAAAGUGAUGCCUCAUGGGGACUGUGGUCUCCAUGGUCUUUGUGCAGUAAGUCCUGUGGCAUAAGUGAAAGAGUGAGAUUCCGGAAAUGCUCUACUUCAACAGUUCUCUGUGAGGGAAAAUCUGAGGAAUGGGAGCAGUGUUUUGUUGCCCCAUGUAAGGUGGAUGGCGACUGGGGCCCUUGGGGGAAUUGGUCAGCCUGUUCUGCAACAUGUGGAUCAGGGGUAAGAUUUCGGGAACGAUUCUGCAACAACCCUUCACCAGAACAUGGAGGAGAAAUAUGCUCUGGAGCAAAUCGACAACAUGAAUCAUGUAAUUCUAAUCCUUGCCCAGUUGAUGGCUCUUGGUCAGCCUGGUCUGCAUGGCAGACAUGUUCAGGUCCUUGUGGAAAUAGUACCACAAAAAGAACAAGAAAAUGUGCAAAUCCAAUUCCUGCUUUUGGUGGCAAAACAUGUAUGGGUCCAAAAGUCGAACUUAAACCAUGUGAAAUAGAGUCUUGCCCAGUGCAUGGAGGUUGGUCAGUAUGGAGCCCUUGGAGUGCAUGUUCAGCUUCCUGUGGUUACAGCUCAUCAUCUAGAGAGAGAUCGUGUAAUAAUCCAAAACCCAAAAUGAAAGGAGCAAGUUGUUCAGGACCAAGUAGAGAAAUUAAAAAAUGUGACACUAAACCUUGUGAUGACAUACCUUUGAAGGCUCAACUGAAAAUCAAUGGUAUUUUGAAUGGACAUAAUAUACCUGACACAGUAGCUCAUAUUAAUAUAUCAGACUUAAGAGCUGCUCGAUUAAUUGAAGCUCGAUCAACUCCUGCACGUAAGAAAAACCUUUGGUUUCCUUAUCUUUUUCUUGUGAUGUCUCCAGUAACAUGGUCAACAGCAUUUCAAAAUGAUAAAGCUGUAAAUGGAUAUACAUUAACUGGAGGGAUAUUCAAAAUGAAAACCUUUGUGAAAUUCUCUUCAGGACAAGAUGUAACAAUUACCCAUACUGGUGAGGGUGCGGGGCCCGAUGGAGUACUGAAUUUCCAAGUUCAUAUCCAAGGAACAACACCACAAUUUAGAAUUGGCUCACAAGUAAAAUUGGAACCUUAUGAAGAGGAUUAUAUUCAAAGUGGACUAGGAGAAUUGUUUGCAAGUUCAAGCAGCAUAUUGGAAGGUGAUGGUACAUCAAUCCCAUUUUCUUGGAACAAAACAAUAAACUACAAUCCAGCACUAGGAAAAUUACCAUCUCUUGUUGAAACUCUCAGAGUGCAAAACAUUAAAAUAAAGAAAUUCAAACUGAAAGAAGAAGGAUCUAUCAGCACAAAUUUUACAGGUUCUUGUCCAACAGGUUUUGAGCUGAUGGAUGAAGGAUUUUGUCAAGAUAUUAAUGAAUGUUCAAGUCGUCGGUUGCACAAUUGUCACUUCACUCAAACAUGUGAAAAUCACCAAGGAGGAUAUGCUUGUACCUGCCCUCCAGGAUUUACAGCAUCAGUCAAAGGGGGUAAAUGUGCAGAUGUGAAUGAAUGUGCUGAGAAGCCUUGUUCUCACAAAUGUGUGAAUUUGGAAGGAAGUUUCAAAUGUUUGUGUCCACCUGGGCUUGCUCUUUUGGAUUCAAAAACAAAUUGCACUAGUAUUGAAGUAACAAAAGAUGGAAAAGUCGAAUCUUGGAAACAUUGCGACACGCCAAAACAAGUUGAAAUUGAUGGAGUGUGUGUAGAUGAAGAUCCUUGCAAGAAAAAUUUACACAUGUGUGGGGAAGAAGAAAUAUGUGUUGCUAUGAACGGUCUUUAUAGUUGUAUUUCAGUGGCUUGUCCUCCUGAUUAUCAUAUAUUUAAAGGUAUUAAAAAUGCAAAAAGUUGCAUUAAAUAUUGCAACACAACUAAAUGUGAUGAGACUAAUGCAAAGAUUUCUGAAACAAUGACUUCAAUAAUUUUAACACCAGGAGGGCCUAUUGCUCCUUUCAAAGAUCUUGUUCAUCUACCAUUGAACAUUAGAGGUCUCCACCACUUACAUACAUCCUACCAAAUUGUCCAAAAUGACAAAGGAAAAUCUUUUAGAGUUAAAAGCUUGGACGGAAAUGGAACUCUCUAUUCAACUACUUAUUUACCGGCUGGAGAAGAAUACAGAAUCACUGUGCAAGCACUCACAUAUGAUGAUUCUGACACAGACAUUUUGUUCAGUAAUAAGUUUUCUGUAAUAAUUCAUUCUCCAACUGACUAGCAAGUCCAGUACUCUCAGUUCCCCCGUUACUUGGAGGUAAACAAAACUUUUUCAGUUGAAAAUAUCUGUCCCAUUAUGUUAUAACUGGUAUGUUAUAACUAGACAUAGCUUCUUUAAUCUUGAGUUCUCUAAUUUAAAGUGAGGACUUGCCAAAAAUUUGAAACUGCGAAGUCAAAACAUGGAAGCUAUGAGAAUGAACUUUACAAUCAUAAAUCAAGAUACUACAAUGAGAUUUGUAAAGAACAUUUAGCUCCAGAACUGGUUGGGAAACAAUAUUGAAAUCAAUGAAGUCAACUAUUAGAAAAAACUAUUUGUAAAACAAGUUAUAAUUAAAGCAUAGCUUGGAAUUUCAUUUUUAGACUGAAAAUAAGAAUUGUCUAAUAUUAUUUAUUGUUGCACUUAGAAUUAUACAGAUCAUUUUUUAUAUAGCUUUAAUAGUUUAGUAUAGUAGAGAGUUUAAAUGUUUCAGUGUAAAUUGACAAAUGAUUCUGUUAAAUAAUACAUGUGAUUUGCCAGGUGUUUCUAGUAGAAGAGAAAUGAUAGACUUGAUAAGCACAAACUAUCAAAUUUGAAAUGUUUGAAGCUAAACAACCACCAUAAACUUGAUCAACUUAGUAAGUUGAUAAGAGCAAUUUUAUUUUGUCACACACUUGAAAUUUAAUAAUUUGGAAUAUUAUUCAAAGCAUAUUAAUUAAAAAGCAUAAACUCAGUGACAGUUCAAAUGUUUAUUUGUAUGGUGCUUCAAGAAUAUCAUUUACCCUUUUUCAUGCAUUUCAUGAAGUAACAUACUGAUUUCACUUCUGUAAUAUAAAUCCUGUAAUUGUACACUUUCAAUCAUUAACUUUUCUAAUUAAAAAUCAAUAAAUGUAUACUAUUUCACAAUGAGUUGGUUCUUUUCUGGACUUACAGAACUGUAUUUUAGAGUCAAAGAAGGACUUCUAUCAGAAAUUUAAUGUCAUUUACAAAAACACAUUUUCAUAAAAAUUCUAAAAAAUUUCUCAAGAGAAUGAAAGUAAUUGUAAACAUUUUGUAUUAUAAUUGAAAGUUAUCACACUUUUAUAUUAGAUUUAGUUACAUGCCAAUAAAUGUACAGAGUUGAAUAAAUUUGGUAAAAUAAUACAGUUUGAAAGUUUAAACCGAUAUUUCAUUUCCAUUCAUUUCGAAUGUAUAUGGUUAGUAUAUAAUUUUGUACAAUAAAAGUGCUGGUCAUGUACUAGUGGGAAAGUAUUAUACUAGUUUAAUUUUACAUUUAUGAAGAAAAUGUAUAUUUGAAUCAUUAAUUGAAAUUAAUCCAGUAACAAUCUAAUCUUACCAAAAAUGUGCAAAGUAAUCAAACUAAUUGUAUUUCUAUAUUUUCUGUGUUUAUUAUGUAAAUAAUACCUUUAUGUAUAAUAAAAGAAACAUAAAAAUUUUGAUUGAUGAUGAACCAGAAGAUUUCAUAUCUCAUAAUCAUCAUUCAUAUCAUAUGAACGGAACUUAUUUCAUUGCAACUUUUAUGUAUAUCAGGAUUUCUUUUAUAAUAUUUCAAAAGUACUCCAUCUCUGAAUACUACUACAAGAGACUAAAAUAUUAGAUAAAAUGCAAGAUGAAAUUGGAUAAAAAUAAAUUAUGCCCUGUGCAUCAUGCCUGGAACAAUAAUUGCACUUUUCAAUGGUCUUAGAAAAAGGGUAAUAUAAUGCAGGUUUUUCAUUUUAGCAAAUUGAAACAUUUGCUGCAUUAACUCUGACAAUUUUAAUAAAACCACUAUAAUUGCUUAUUAAACAUAAUACAAUAUUUUUUACAUUGAUGUUUUUAAAUAAAAAAAUAUUUAAUUGAAUUAAUGAAAGUGCAAUUAUUCACUAAUUUGAAAAUAACAUUUACACGAGGUAUUUUCAUAAAAUAAAUGUUUAAAAUAUAUUAUUAUGUGUUAGAAUUAAUAAGUAAUCUUUUGUACAAUUUAAAAGUUUUCAAUCUUAAUUGUUUGGGGAAGGAGAAAAGUAUAUAUUAUUGUAAUAGAGAUAAUUUCAACUGCAAUGAACAGAAAGUAUCAACAUCAUUUUUAAAAAUGAAACAGAAUAUUAAAAAGAUAUUUAAAAAAAAUGCUUCAAAGAUUUACUGUUUCAUUUUUGAUUAAAAAUAUUAAAUUUUGUUUUGAUGUUUUGAUGUCUUUUAAAGAUUUGUCUAUGAAGGGAAAGAAAACUUUUUUAGAAAGUAUUGUGUAUUAAAAUGAAAUAAUAUAGAUAUUUGCAGGUAUAGUUCUCUAGCAUUUGUGAUAUUGAACAAACAAACCAAAUUUUGAAUACUGCAUAAAGAGAAUAAAGACAAUGCCUUGCAUCAAGUUAACAAAAUAGAUUAAUUUACUACAGUGUAGCCUCAAAAAGCAAAAUUUCAUUUAUUUUUAAACAGCAAAAAAUUACAAAAGAAGUUAAUGUAAAAACAUAGUGAGUUAAUAUCAUUAGUAUCUUCAAGAAGUGAAUAUUUAUUAUGAAUAACUAGUAGUGAAAUGUUAAAAACUAAUAUUUAAUUUACUAAGCUUUAAAUUAAUUUUUUAGUUUCAGCAGUUCACAGAUAUAUGGUAGUUGUACUAUUAGCUGCAGAGAAAUCUCUGAUCAUUGUUACAUUUUGUUAUCAAAACAAAGCAAAAGACACAUUUAACGUUUAUGUUGUGUAUUUAUUAUUAGUGUAUACAUUCAUAAUAGAUGGAAUAUCAACUUUGCAAAUUUCAUAACAUUUCAUUUUAGUAUGCUUCAUGUGAAAAAAAAUAAUUAAUCUACAUAAUCAGGUACUAUUACUUUCAAAAAGAAAAUUAUAAAUAUUUUUUAACAACUCAUGUGGGUGGAUUGUAUUGCAAGUCAUCUGAGAAGAAAAGCACAUAUAUGUUAAUUAUGGAAAACUGUCAACUUUCUUUUGCCAACUAUGGAGGAUUAUAAACUACUUCAAAAAAUAAGGAAGAGUUCAUAGUAUGUUCCUACUCUAUUGGAUUUAAUGAAAUUCUAGCAUCUGUUAAAUGAAGUAUUUGUAAUUUUGUUCUGCUUUUAUUCCUUAUUAUACCAGGUCUUUAUCUUGACUCGCAACUCACGUCUAGAAACACCACCUCUUGUUUUGGCAAUUUGGCAUUCAGGAUCCCUUUCACUUUCAGCAACACAUGGU
Molecule: messenger RNA, 9447 nt
Organism: Gryllus bimaculatus (two-spotted cricket)
Lineage: Eukaryota; Metazoa; Arthropoda; Insecta; Orthoptera; Gryllidae
Source: the annotation of a GenBank genome assembly